AUGGCGCUGAAUCUGGUGAUGCUCGGUCCGCCGGGGGCCGGCAAGGGGACGCAGGCGGUGCGUGUCGAGCAGGAGCGCGGCAUCCCGCAGAUAUCGACCGGGGACAUCCUGCGCGAAGCGGUCAAGGCGGGAACCGACCUCGGACGGCAGGCGCAGGCAGUCAUGGAGCGCGGCGAGUUGGUCAGCGAUGCGCUGAUCGUCGAGAUCGUGCGCGAGCGUCUGGCGCGCGACGAUACGCGGGACGGCUUCAUCCUGGACGGAUUCCCACGCACCGUCGCGCAGGCAGAAGCGCUCGACCAGAUCCUGGCCGGCCGCGACCCGCUGAUCGUCGUCGAGUUGAGCGUGCCGGAUCAGCCGCUGGUGCAACGGCUCUCGCGCCGCCGCGUAUGCCGUGAUUGCGGGGCGACCUACGGCGCCGGAGCCGGCGGGGAGGUCCCGACUGUGUGCACGCGCUGCGGCGCAGCGCUGAUAGCGCGCAAGGACGAUCGCGAGGAGGUCGUGCGGGAACGGCUCCGGGUGUAUAGCGAGCAGACCGAGCCGCUGGUGGUGUUCUACCGGGAUCGCCCGAGUUUCCGGCGCGUGGACGGGAAUCAACCGGCCGCUGCGGUGCGGAUCGCCAUCGCCGACGCGAUCGAUGCCGCGCAGGCGGCCAUGCGCGUCCGGUCGUCGCCAGCGGUGUGA
Molecule: messenger RNA, 681 nt
Organism: Geodia barretti
Lineage: Eukaryota; Metazoa; Porifera; Demospongiae; Tetractinellida; Geodiidae
Source: the annotation of a GenBank genome assembly